Messenger RNA from Prunus armeniaca (apricot), 1287 nucleotides. The record is from the annotation of a GenBank genome assembly. Lineage: Eukaryota; Viridiplantae; Streptophyta; Magnoliopsida; Rosales; Rosaceae.
AUGGCAGGGGCAGUCUCGGCGCUGUUCCUCCUAGACAUCAAAGGCCGCGUUCUCAUCUGGCGCGACUAUCGUGGCGACGUCUCCGCCGUUCAAGCCGAGCGCUUCUUCACUAAGCUCAUCGAGAAAGAGGUUGAUCCGGAAUCCCAUGAUCCAGUUGUGCAUGAUAAUGGCGUAAGCUACUUGUUUAUACAGCAUAACAAUGUCUACUUGAUGACUGCGUCCAGGCAGAACUGCAAUGCCGCUAGUCUUCUCUUUUUUCUACACCGCAUAGUUGAUGUUUUCAAGCAUUACUUUGAAGAGUUAGAAGAGGAAUCACUUAGGGAUAACUUUGUGGUUGUGUAUGAGUUGCUUGAUGAGAUGAUGGACUUUGGUUACCCUCAGUAUACUGAAGCCAAGAUUCUCAGUGAAUUUAUCAAGACUGAUGCUUACAGGAUGGAAGUUACACAGAGACCUCCCAUGGCUGUAACAAAUGCGGUGUCUUGGCGCAGUGAAGGGAUACGCUACAAGAAGAAUGAGGUUUUCCUGGAUGUGGUGGAGAGUGUUAAUAUACUUGUCAACAGCAAUGGACAAAUCAUUAGGUCUGAUGUUGUUGGUGCAUUGAAGAUGAGAACUUAUUUGAGUGGUAUGCCAGAGUGUAAGCUGGGCUUAAAUGAUAGAGUUCUGUUGGAGGCACAAGGCCGAGCAACAAAGGGGAAGGCCAUUGAUUUGGAAGACAUCAAAUUUCAUCAGUGUGUGCGUUUGGCCCGGUUUGAAAAUGACCGGACAAUAUCCUUUGUACCACCUGAUGGAGCUUUUGAUCUCAUGACAUAUAGGCUGAGUACACAGGUUAAGCCUCUAAUUUGGGUUGAAGCUCAAAUUGAAAGGCAUUCGAAAAGUCGUAUUGAGAUUCUGGUAAAAGCCAGAAGUCAGUUCAAGGAGCGUAGCACUGCAACAAAUGUGGAGAUUGAGGUCCCUGUGUUAUCUGAUGCCACCAACCCUGAGGUUCGGACAUCAUUAGGAUCUGCAGCAUAUGCACCUGAAAGUGAUGCGCUUAUCUGGAAAAUAAGAUCUUUUCCUGGUGGCAAGGAGUAUAUGUUGAGAGCAGAGUUUCGUCUUCCAAGUAUAACAGCUGAAGAAGCAACUCCUGAGAGAAAAGCUCCUAUACGUGUGAAGUUUGAGAUACCAUAUUUUACCGUUUCUGGAAUACAGGUUCGUUACCUGAAGAUUAUUGAAAAAAGCGGAUACCAAGCUCUUCCAUGGGUGAGAUACAUAACCAUGGCUGGCGAGUAUGAAUUAAGGCUUAUAUAA